This is a messenger RNA of Cynoglossus semilaevis (tongue sole), 17641 nucleotides long. RefSeq names its product ryanodine receptor 1b (skeletal) (gene ryr1b). Gene Ontology annotation, molecular function: ryanodine-sensitive calcium-release channel activity; protein binding. Gene Ontology annotation, biological process: release of sequestered calcium ion into cytosol by sarcoplasmic reticulum; intracellular calcium ion homeostasis; striated muscle contraction. The record is from RefSeq and is a predicted model, not a curated record. The transcript is spliced from 108 exons. The coding region runs from base 446 to 15712 and encodes 5088 amino acids. Lineage: Eukaryota; Metazoa; Chordata; Actinopteri; Pleuronectiformes; Cynoglossidae. Gene Ontology annotation, cellular component: sarcoplasmic reticulum membrane; Z disc; smooth endoplasmic reticulum.
GUGAGUGUGGUGGAGGGGCAAAGCUUGUUUAAAGGAGUGGCCCACUUCUACAAACAUGGCGGCAUGAUGGGAUGGGAGCAGUGUAAAUGUGUAACAAGGUGCCUGCCCCUCCCUCACCCGUCCUUCCUCCCACCCUCAUUUGCUGUUCGGGGAUGCAAGGAGAGUGGAGCCUCGCAGAGCCUCCUCUCCCGUCACUCUCUCUCACAACAACGUGAGAGCCAGAGGACUCACGCUGUCCUCCAGCACACCCACACACUAGCUCUCAGAGCGAGAGACACUGAGAGAGAGAGGGAGAGAGAGAGGGAGAUAGAGGAGGAGGCGUAGAAACAGAAAAAGCACCAUAAGGGGCACAUAGCGAAGGAAAUUAACUAUUUCUUCCUGAGGAGAUAAAGCCUAAGGAUUUUCUCUUUUCUCCCGAGGAAUUGCGAAUAACCCUCGGUGAAGGAUGGCAGAAGGGGGAGAAGGAGAGGAGGAGAUUCAGUUCCUGCGAACGGAUGACCAGGUUGUUCUCCAGUGCACUGCCUCCGUCCUUAAGGGGGAGCAGAUCAAGUUAUGUCUGUCCUGCGAGGGCUUCGGGAACCGUCUCUGUUUCCUGGAAACCACAUCCAACGCUCAGAGUGUGCCCCCAGAUCUGGCCAUUUGUUCCUUCAUUCUGGAGCAGUCCCUGUCAGUCCGUGCUCUGCAGGAGAUGCUGGCCAACAGAGUAGAGAUGACAGAGUCUUCUCAAGGAGGAGGUCAUCGUACACUGCUGUACGGGCAUGCCAUCCUUCUGAGACAUCACCACUCAGGAAUGUACCUGAGCUGUUUGACAACAUCUCGCUCUCUCACGGACAAGCUGGCCUUCGACGUGGGCUUACAAGAGGAUUCCAUUGGUGAAGCAUGCUGGUGGACAAUUCAUCCAGCCUCUAAGCAAAGGUCAGAAGGUGAGAAGGUCAGGGUGGGUGAUGACCUCAUUCUGGUCAGUGUUUCCUCAGAGAGAUACCUGCACCUCUCCUAUGCCAGUGGAGACCUGAUGGUGGAUGCCUCCUUCAUGCAGACACUGUGGAACAUGAACCCGAUCAGUUCUGGGUGUGAACUUGCUGAAGGUUUUUUGACAGGAGGUCAUGUUCUAAGGCUCUUCCACGGUCACAUGGACGAGUGUCUAGCCAUCUCUACACCAGAAGAAGGAGAGGAAAAACGCAGGAUGGCUCAUUAUGAAGGCGGUGCUGUUUGCAGUCAGGCUCGAUCUCUCUGGAGACUGGAGCCCCUCAGAAUCAGCUGGAGUGGUAGCCACAUGAAAUGGGGUCAGUCUUUCCGUAUUCGCCACAUCACCACAGGCCGGUACCUGUGUCUGGAUGAAGAGAAAGGCCUGUUGGUGGUUGACCCAGAGAAGGCCAACACUAAACUGUCUGCUUUCUGCUUCCGUGCUUCGAAGGAGAAGGUGGACGUGGCCCAGAAGCGUGAUGUUGAGGGCAUGGGCAUCCCAGAAAUAAAGUAUGGAGAGUCCAUGUGCUUUGUCCAGCAUGUGUCCACUGGUCUGUGGCUCACAUAUGCAGCACUGGAUGCCAAAGCUGCUCGUUUGGGAAUGAUGAAGAGAAAGGUCAUGCUGCACCAGGAAGGUCAUAUGGAUGACGCCUUAACUGUGUCUCGCUCUCAGAGUGAAGAGUCUCAGGCUGCUCGAAUGAUUUACAGCACUACAGGCCUUUUCAGGCAGUUCAUCAAGGGUCUGGAUUCUCUGAGUGCAAAAAACAAGUCAGGGGCUGCGUCACUCCCUCUGGAUGCCGUCAUUCUCUCUCUUCAAGAUCUCAUCUUUUACUUCCGUCCACCUGAGGAGGAACUGGAGCACGAGGAGAAACAGACCAAGCUCCGUUCCCUUCGCAACCGGCAGAACCUCUUUCAAGAGGAGGGUAUGAUUACCAUUGUGUUGGAGUGCAUCGACCGUCUGAACGUGUACAACACUGCUGCACAUUUCUCCGAAUUUGCUGGCGAGGAAGCCGCAGAGUCUUGGAAGGAGAUUGUCAACCUUCUUUAUGAGCUGCUGGCUUCUCUAAUCAGAGGAAACCGCUCCAACUGUGCUUUGUUCUGCGACAACCUGGACUGGCUGGUCAGCAAACUGGACCGCCUGGAGGCUUCCUCUGGUAUUUUGGAGGUGCUGUACUGUGUGCUCAUUGAAAGUCCUGAGGUUCUGAACAUUAUCCAGGAAAAUCACAUAAAAUCCAUUAUUUCUCUGCUGGACAAACAUGGAAGGAACCACAAGGUCCUGGAUGUCUUGCGCUCUUUGUGUGUGUGUAAUGGUGUUGCUGUGAGGUCCAACCAGAACCUUAUUACUGAAAACCUGCUGCCGGGCCGUGAACUACUACUACAGACCAACAUUGUAAAUUAUGUCACCAGUGUAAGACCCAACAUCUUCCUGGGUACAUGUGAGGGAUCCACGCAGUAUAAAAAAUGGUACUAUGAGAUGAUGGUGGACUACGUGGAACCAUUUGUCACGGCACAGGCUACACAUCUGCGCGUGGGCUGGGGUAUGACCGAGGGCUACAGCCCAUACCCUGGAGGAGGAGAAGGCUGGGGAGGAAAUGGUGUUGGUGAUGAUCUCUACUCUUAUGGAUUUGACGGACAGCAUCUGUGGUCAGGUACGAUUGCUCGCCAGGUGGCCUCUCAAACUGGACACACCCUUGCUGCUGACGACGUGGUCAGCUGCUGUCUGGAUCUGAGUGUGCCCAGUAUCUCCUUCCGUAUCAAUGGUCACCCUGUUCAGGGCAUGUUUGAGAACUUCAACGUGGACGGCCUCUUCUUCCCAGUCAUCAGCUUCUCUGCUGGGGUCAAGGCUCGUUUUCUGCUCGGUGGUCGACAUGGGGACUUUAAGUUCAUGCCCCCGCCCGGAUAUGCCCCCUGUUAUGAGGCCCUGCUGCCCAGAGACAGGAUGCGCAUUGAACCCAUCAAGGAGUACAAGCACGACUUUAGUGGAGUGCGAAACCUGUUGGGUCCCACACUGUCCCUCAACCACACUUCAUUCACCCCGUGCCCUGUGGACACAGUUCAGAUUGUGCUACCACCUCAUUUGGAACGUAUUAGGGAGAAGCUGGCUGAGAACAUUCAUGAGCUGUGGGCUGUCACCCGUAUUGAGCAGGGCUGGACGUAUGGGAUUUUCAGGGAUGACAACAAGAAACUCCAUCCCUGUCUGGUGGACUUCCAGAGUCUUCCAGAGCCAGAGAGGAACUACAACCUGCAGAUGUCUGCAGAGACUCUGAAGACUCUUCUGGCACUGGGUUGUCAUGUGGGUAUGGGUGAUGAGAAAGCUGAGGAGAAUCUGAAGAAAAUCAAGCUGCCCAAGACCUACGUGAUGGCCAAUGGAUACAAGCCUGCCCCCCUUGACCUUAACCAUGUAAAACUGACACCAAAUCAAAACCAACUUGUAGAAAAGCUGGCAGAAAAUGGACACAAUGUUUGGGCAAGGGACCGGGUACGUCAAGGAUGGACCUACAGUAUUGUGCAGGACAUCGUCAAUAAGCGAAACCCUCGUCUAGUACCUUACAACCUGCUGGAUGAGAGAACUAAGAAAACCAACCGAGACAGCGUAAACAAUGCUGUCCGCACCCUGAUUGGCUAUGGCUACAACAUUGAGCCUCCUGAUCAGGAGAGCAGUGAUGGCCAUGGCCUGGAGAACACCCGUGGGGACAAGGUACGAAUCUUCAGGGCAGAGAAGUCGUAUGCUGUCACCCAAGGGAAGUGGUACUUUGAGUUUGAGGCAAUGACCACAGGUGAAAUGAGAGUGGGAUGGUCACGGCCUAAUGUCCGCUCCGACACUGAACUAGGAGCAGAUGAGCUGUCAUACGUCUUUAAUGGCAAUAAGGCUCAAAGAUGGCAUAUUGGCAAUGAACCAUUUGGCCGACAGUGGCAGUCUGGUGAUGUAGUGGGUUGUAUGAUUGACCUCACGGAGAUGAACAUUAUGUUCACACUCAAUGGUGAAAUGCUCAUUAGUGACUCUGGCUCAGAGAUGGCUUUCAAAGACAUUGAAAUUGGAGAAGGUUUUAUCCCAGUGUGUGCCCUGGGGUUGUCUCAGGUUGGACGGAUCAAUCUUGGACAAAAUGUUAGCAGCCUGAGAUACUUUGCCAUUUGUGGACUGCAGGAAGGAUUUGAACCUUUUGCCAUCAAUAUGAAGCGAGACAUAACCAUGUGGUUCAGUAAAAGUUUACCUCAGUUUGGGCCUGUUCCAACUGAGCACAAUCACAUUGAGGUCUCUCGUGUAGAUGGCACUGUGGACAGUGCUCCUUGUCUGAAACUGACCCACAGAACCUUCGGCUCACAAAAUGCCAACACAGACAUGAUAUUCUUCAGACUAAGCAUGCCUGUCCAGUUCCAUGAGACCUUCAAGAUCCAGGCAGGAGCAACGCCUCUCACCCGUUUGCUCACCAUCCCAGAAGAGGAGGUUGUGGUGACUGAGCCUGACUCAGAGUUUGAAGUACUGAAAAAAUCUGCCACCCGUAAGGAGCAGGAGGAGGAGAAGAAAGAGCCGUCUGUCCCCAAAGAGCUUUCUGUGGAAAAUGAAAAGGACACGCUGCCUGAAAAGGGAAAAAAGAAAGGGUUUUUCUCUAAGGCCAAAAAGGCUGCUAUGACACCAUUGGCUCCUCCUCCUCCCCCAACGGUUCCACGUUUGGUUGAAGAUGUGGUUCCUGAUGACAGAGAUGACCCUGAGAUCAUCCUUAACACCACCACUUAUUAUUACUCUGUGAGGAUCUUUGCUGGGCAGGAGCCCUCAGGUGUGUGGAUUGGAUGGGUCACCCCUGACUACCACCAGUUUGAUCCAUCAUUUGACCUUUCCAAAGUGCGCAGUGUCACAGUUACUGUGGGGGAUGACAAAGGCAACAUACACAACAGUAUGAAGCAUAGCAACUGUUACAUGGUAUGGGGAGGUGACCUGGUCAGCAAUCAACAGACUCGCUUCAGCCAAGAGGACAUGGUGGUUGGCUGCCUGGUUGACCUGGCAACAGGUCUUAUGACCUUCACAGCUAAUGGAAAGGAAAUAAACACUUUCUAUCAGGUGGAGCCCAACACCAAGUUAUUCCCCGCCGUCUUCGUUCAGCCAUCAAAUCAAAACAUGUUCCAGUUGGAGCUUGGCAAACUUAAGAAUAUCAUGCCCAUCUCAGCAGCCAUGUUCCGCAGUGAACGUAAGAAUCCAGUCCCCCAAUGUCCUCCAAGGCUGGACGUCCAGAUGUUGACCCCAGUAAUCUGGAGUCGUAUGCCAAAUCACUUCCUCAACCCAGAGGUGGGCAAAGUGAGUGAGAGGAUGGGCUGGAUGGUGGAGUGUACAGAACCUCUCAUCAUGAUGGCUCUGCACAUCCCAGAGGAGAACAGGUGUAUUGACAUCCUCGAGCUGUCAGAGCGUCUGGAUCUGAUGAAAUUCCACUACCACACACUCAUGCUCUACUGUGCUGUGUGUGCACUCGGCAACAACCGAGUGGCUCAUGCCUUGUGCAGCCACGUGGAUGAGUCACAGCUUUUCUACGCCAUUGAGAACACCUAUCUGCCUGGACCUCUCCGCAGUGGCUACUAUGAUUUGCUCAUCAGUAUUCACCUGGAAUCUGCCAAACGGGUACGACUAGGAACAAACAAGGAGUUCAUUGUCCCCAUGACUGAAGAAACUCUCAGCAUCCACCUCUAUCCUGAUACUAAAAAUGCCUACUCCCUCCCUGGUGUUGGCCUCACCACCUGUUUACGGCCUAAACUGCAUUUCUCGUCAAUUAACUUUGUUGGCACAGAUCCCGAUCUGUACACCCUAAGUCCUGUUUUCCCUCUGCAAGACCUGAAGACCAGGGCCAUAAGCAUGUUAACAGAGGCGGUCCUUGAUGGUAGCCAGGCCAUGCGAGACCCAGUUGGGGGCAGUGUAGAGUUUCACUUUGUCCCAAUACUCAAACUAAUCAGUACCUUGCUCAUCAUGGGUAUCUUCAAUGAUGAAGACACCAAACACAUCCUCAAGAUGAUUGAUCCCAAUGUUUUCAGUGGAAAGCAGGAGGAAGAAGGGGAGGAGAAAGCAGAAGAUGGUGAAAAAGAGGGCGAGGAAGGUAAAGAUGAGGACGAGGAGGGGGAUGAGGAGGAGGCUGAGCUUGAAGAUGAAGGGGUUGGUGAGGAAGAGGAAGAGCUCAAAGCUUUGGAGCAAGGAGAGGAGGAGCAGGCUGAACAUAGGGAGGAAGGUGGUGAGGGGGGGGCUCAGGCCAAAGCAGAAAAAGUGGAUGGAGAGAAAGCAGAAGAAGAAAAAGAAGCAGAAGCAAUAGAGGCAGAGGCCAAAGAGGUGGAGGGUCUUGACGAAGGAUUACUUCAGAUGAAGCUUCCUGAAUCUGUCAAACUGCAGAUGUGUACUCUUCUGCAAUACUUUUGUGACUGUGAGCUUCGACACAGAGUUGAAGCAAUCGUGGCCUAUUCAGAUAAUUUUGUUAAUAAUAUUCAAAGCAACCAGCGAGUUCGUUACAACCUGUUAAUGAAAGCUUUCACCAUGUCAGCUGCAGAAACUGCACGCAAAACCCGUGAGUUUCGCUCUCCCCCCCAAGACCAGGUCCUUCUGCUGACCCACUUUAAAAACGGUGCAGAGGACGAGGAGUGUCCAGUACCUGAGGUGGUACGAGAUUCUCUGGCUAAAUUCCACAAUGAUCUGCUGCUUCACUGUGGUAUACAUGUUGAGGAGGAGGCAGAAGAGCAGGAGGUAGACAACUCACUGAGGGGCAGACUCCUCAGUUUGGUGGAAAAGAUCAACAGUUUGCGCAAAAAGAAAGAGGAGGAGCCGACUGAGGUUGAAGAGGAGCCAAAGCCCAGCACUCUCCAGGAACUGAUCUCCCACACCAUGAUCCACUGGGCUCAAGAGUCUUUCAUCCAGAACCCAGAGUUGGUCCGUAUGAUGUUCAGCCUGCUCCACAGGCAGUACGAUGGCUUGGGCGAGCUGAUCCGUGCACUGCCCAAAGCCUAUGCCAUCAACGGGGUGUCUGUCCAGGAUACGAUGGACCUACUGGAAUGUUUGGGACAGAUACGUUCGCUGCUUAUUGUCCAGAUGGGUCCAGAGGAGGAGCGGCUCAUGAUCCAGAGCAUUGGGAACAUCAUGAACAACAAGGUGUUCUACCAACACCCCAACCUAAUGCGAGCACUUGGUAUGCAUGAAACUGUCAUGGAGGUCAUGGUCAAUGUUUUAGGUGGAGGAGGAGACUCAAAGGAGAUUCGUUUCCCUCAAAUGGUGACCAAUUGCUGUCGCUUCCUGUGUUACUUCUGUCGUAUCAGCCGACAGAACCAGCGUUCCAUGUUUGACCACCUGGGCUACCUGCUGCAGAACAGUGGCAUUGGCUUGGGUCAGNNNGGAUCCACGCCUCUGGAUGUUGCUGCAGCUUCCUGCAUUGACAACAAUGAACUGGCUUUAGCUUUGCAAGAGCAAGACCUGGAAAUGGUUGUGACCUACUUGGCAGGAUGCGGGCUUCAGAUGUGUCCAAUGCUGUUGUCCAAGGGCUACCCUGAUAUUGGAUGGAACCCAGUAGGGGGGGAGCGAUACCUGGACUUCCUCCGUUUUGCUGUCUUUGUCAAUGGAGAAAGCGUGGAAGAGAACGCCAAUGUUGUGGUUCGUCUGCUCAUUCGUCGGCCAGAGUGUUUCGGCCCUGCCCUGAGAGGAGAGGGUGGUAAUGGUUUGUUGGCUGCCAUGGAAGAGGCCAUCAAGAUCUCAGAGGAUCCAGCCAGAGAUGGUCCCACCGUCAAAAAAGACAGACGCUUCAUGUUUGGUGGUGAAGAACAGCAAGAGGAGAACCGUGUGCACCUGGGAAAUGCCAUCAUGUCCUUCUACUCAGCUCUCAUUGAUCUGCUGGGUCGCUGUGCCCCUGAGAUGCAUCUUAUCCAAGCAGGGAAAGGUGAAGCUCUGCGAAUCAGGGCCAUCCUGAGGUCUCUGGUUCCCAUAGAAGACUUGGUGGGAGUUAUCAGCUUGCCUGUGCAGAUUCCUGCCUAUGGCAAAGAUGGUCAGAUUAUUGAGCCAAAGAUGUCAGCCAGUUUUGUACCAGACCACAAGGCUUCCAUGGUCCUGUUCCUUGACAGAGUGUAUGGCAUUGAUAACCAGGACUUUUUGCUUCACGUUCUGGAGGUCGGCUUCCUGCCAGACAUGAGGGCUUCAGCUUCCCUGGACACUGUGGCAUUCAGUACAACCGAAAUGGCCCUGGCACUGAACCGAUACCUCUGCUCAGCAGUUCUGCCUCUGCUCACCAAAUGUGCCCCGCUAUUUGCUGGUUCAGACCACCGUGCCAUCAUGAUUGACUCAAUGCUCCACACUAUCUACCGUCUGUCCAGAGGCCGAGCCCUCACCAAGGCCCAGAGGGAUGUCAUUGAGGAGUGCCUCAUGUCACUUUGCAAGUAUCUACGGCCAUCGAUGCUGCAGCAUCUGCUCAGACGACUGGUGUUUGAUGUGCCCAUCCUCAAUGAAUAUGCAAAGAUGCCUCUUAAGCUGUUGACCAAUCACUAUGAGCGCUGCUGGAAGUAUUACUGUCUACCUAAUGGAUGGGCCAAUUUUGGAGUGACUUCAGAGGAAGAGUUGCAUCUUUCCCGUAAACUCUUUUGGGGAAUUUUUGAAUCUCUUGCACACAAGAAAUUUGAUGCAGAACUCUUUAAGAUCGCCAUGCCCUGCCUCUGUGCGAUAGCAGGUGCCAUUCCACCUGACUAUGUGGAUGCCAGCUAUUCCUCUCACACUGAGAAAAAGGCCUCUGUUGAUGCUGAGGGCAACUUUGAUCCCAAACCUGUGGAGACCACCAACACUAUAAUCCCUGAGAGGCUGGAUGCUUUUAUUAACAAGUUUGCUGAGCACACUCAUGACAGAUGGGCCUUUGAAAAAAUCCAGAACAACUGGACCUAUGGAGAGCUGUUAGAUGAGAAUGCAAAAACUCACCCAAUGCUGCGACCUUAUAAAACCUUCUCUGAAAAGGACAAAGAGAUCUAUCGUUGGCCCAUUAAAGAAUCUGCCAAAGCUAUGUUAGCUUGGGAGUGGACCUUGGAGAAAGCCAGAGAUGGUGAAGGAGAAAUUGAGAAAAAAGCUGCCACUCGUAAGAUCUCCCAGACUGCUCAGGCCACCUAUGACCCCAGUCAUGGUUACAGCCCUCAGCCAAUAGAUCUGUCAGGAAUGGCCUUGUCCAGGGAGCUGCAGUCAAUGGCUGAACAGCUGGCAGAAAACUACCACAACACUUGGGGUAGAAAGAAGAAGAUGGAGCUUCAGACCAAAGGUGGAGGCAGCCACCCGCUCCUUGUUCCUUAUGACACCUUGACCGCUAAGGAGAAAGCAAGGGACAGGGAGAAGGCCCAAGACCUGCUUAAGUUCCUCCAGCUUAAUGGAUAUGCAGUGACUAGGGGUCUUAAAGACAUGGAGCAGGACAUUUCCUCCAUUGAGAAGCGUUUUGCCUAUGGCUUCCUGCAGAAGCUUUUAAAGUGGAUGGACAUCGCACAGGAAUUUAUUGCUCACCUUGAGGCUGUUGUUAGCAGUGGUAGAGUGGAGAAGUCACCACAUGAACAGGAAAUCAAAUUCUUUGCCAAGAUUCUAUUGCCACUGGUGAAUCAAUACUUCAAGAACCACUGCUUGUACUUCCUCUCCACUCCUGCAAAGGUCUUGGGAAGUGGAGGACUUUCCUCCAAUAAGGAGAAGGAGAUGAUUGCAAGUAUCUUCUGUAAGUUGGCUGCUUUGGUGAGGCAAAGAGUUUAUCUUUUUGGAACGGAUGCAAAUGCAGUCAUUAACUGUCUGCACAUUCUGUCACGAUCCUUGGAUGCCAGGACGGUUAUGAAAUCAGGCCCUGAGAUUGUGAAGGCCGGGCUGCGCCAGUUCUUUGAGAGUGCUGCAGACGACAUUGAGAAGAUGGUUGAGAAUUUGAAAUUGGGAAAAGUGUCGAGUCGAAAUCAGGUUAAGGGUGUGGCACAGAACAUCAGCUACACCACCACUGCCCUGCUGCCAGUCCUGACAUCACUCUUUGACCACAUCGCCCAACACCAGUUUGGAGAUGAUGUCAUGUUGGACGACCUGCAAAUAUCCUGCUAUCGUUUGAUGUGCAGUAUUUACUCCCUGGGCACAGUUAAGACUCCACAUGUGGAGAAACAGAGACCGGCUCUUGGUGAGUGCUUAGCCCAUCUUGCAGCAGCUAUGCCAGUGGCCUUCAUGGAGCCAGAACUGAAUGAGUUCAACACCUUUUCAGUUUACACCACCAAGACUCCAAGAGAGAGAACAAUUCUUGGUCUUCCCAGUCAAGUAGAGGAGCUGUGCCCUGACAUCCCAGAACUGGAGGUCUUGAUGAAGGAAAUUCACGAUCUGGCUGAGUCUGGUGCUCGCUACACAGAAAUGCCUCACGUGAUUGAGAUCACUUUGCCCAUGCUGUGUAACUAUCUCCCACGCUGGUGGGAGAGGGGCCUGGAGAAUUUCCCGGAGCAGGAGGGCCAGCUUUGUACCUCUGUCACCUCUGAGCAUCUGAAUCAGCUCCUGGGGAGCAUCAUGAAGAUUGUUGUUAACAACCUGGGUAUAGACGAAGCCUCUUGGAUGAAGAGAUUGGCAGUUUUUGCCCAGCCCAUUGUUAGCAGGGCUAAACCUGAGAUGCUUAAAUCCCACUUCAUCCCCACCAUGGAAAAGUUGAAGAAGCGCUCAGGAAAAGUGGUGGCGGAGGAAGAGCAUCUGCGUAUGGAGGGCAAAACAGAGGUGGACAGUGAAAACGGCACCAUCCGAGACGAGUUUGCUGUCCUCUGUCGAGACCUGUAUGCUCUCUACCCACUGCUCAUCCGCUACGUGGACAACAACAGAGCAAGGUGGCUGACCUGUCCAGAUCCUGAUGCAGAGGAACUGUUCAGAAUGGUGGGGGAGGUCUUUAUUUUCUGGUCCAAAUCACAUAACUUUAAAAGGGAGGAGCAGAACUUUGUGGUGAUGAAUGAGAUCAACAACAUGUCUUUCCUGACUGCUGACAGUAAGAGCAAGAUGAGCAAGGCCGGAGAUGGAGAGUCGGGAGGCUCUGAGCAGGAGCGUACCAAAAAGAAGCGACGGGGAGACCGAUACUCAGUGCAAACUUCACUUAUUGUUGCUGCGUUAAAGAAGAUGCUUCCCAUUGGCCUCAAUAUGUGCUCUCCUGCUGACCAGGAGCUUAUCAAUCUUGCAAAGAUCAGAUACUCACUGAAAGACACGGAUGAAGAGGUGAGGGAGUUCUUGCACAACAAUCUGCAUCUUCAAGGCAAGGUGGAAGACCCAGCCAUGCGCUGGCAGAUGUCUCUGUAUAAGGAGAUGUCUGGAAAGGCUGAAGAUGCUGAGGACCCUGAAAAGGUGGUGAAAAGGGUACAAGAAGUAUCUGCUGUCCUUUACCACAUUGAGGUGACUGAACAUCCAUUCAAGUCCAAAAAAAUGGUUUGGCACAAGCUACUGUCCAAACAGCGCCGCAGGGCAGUGGUGGCAUGUUUUAGGAUGACACCACUAUACAACAUCCCAGCGCACAGGGCAACCAACAUGUUCUUGGACGCAUAUAAGCGCAACUGGUUGGAGACUGAGGGUUACUCGUUUGAGGACAAGAUGAUUGAUGACUUGUCUAAAGCCAUGGAGGAAGAGGAGGAAGAGGAAGAGGAGACCGAGACAAAGCCUGAUCCCCUCCAUCAGCUGAUUCUCCACUUCAGCCGCACAGCUCUGACCGAAAAGACAAAACUGGACGUUGACCAUCUCUAUAUGUCGUAUGCUGAUAUUAUGGCAAAGAGCUGCCACAUUGGUGAGGAAGACGAAGGGGGAGAGCAAGAGGGGGAGGAGCCAUCCUUUGAGGUGCGACAGACAGAGAUGGAAAAGGAGAUGGAGAAACAGAGGCUUCUGUACCAGCAGGCCCGUCUGCACAACCGCGGGGCUGCAGAGAUGGUGCUUCAGAUGAUCAGUGCCUGUAAAGGUGAACCCGGAGCCAUGGUUUCUUCUACUCUCAAACUGGGAAUCUCCAUCCUCAAUGGAGGCAACAGUGAUGUGCAGCAGAGAAUGCUGGACUAUCUGAAGGAUAAAAAGGAUGUGGGAUUUUUCCUGAGCGUUCAGGCUCUGAUGCAGACCUGCAGCGUUUUAGAUCUAAAUGCUUUUGAGAGACAGAACAAAGCUGAAGGACUGGGGAUGGUUUCAGAGGAAGGCACCAAUAAGAAGCUAGAACGUGAUGAGAAAGUGAUGGCAGAUGAUGAGUUUACAUGUGACCUCUUCCGCUUCCUGCAGCUUCUUUGUGAAGGCCAUAAUAACGAUUUUCAGAACUAUCUGAGAACCCAGACAGGCAGUACCACGACCAUCAAUAUCAUCAUCUGCACUGUGGAUUACCUGCUGCGUCUACAGGAGUCCAUUAGUGACUUUUACUGGUACUAUUCAGGUAAAGACAUCAUUGAUGAUCCUGGCAAGAGGAAUUUCUCCAAAGCAAUGACUGUGGCCAAGCAGGUCUUCAACAGUUUGACUGAGUACAUCCAGGGUCCCUGCACUGGUAACCAGCAGUCUCUGGCCCACAGCAGGUUGUGGGAUGCUGUGGUGGGCUUCCUACAUGUUUUUGCUCAUAUGAUGAUGAAACUAGCUCAGAUGCACCCAGAUCCUGGACAACGGAAUGGCGAUCAUUUUUGGAGUAGAGCACACUCCGAGGACUCGAGUCAAAUCGGACUCCUGAAAGAACUGCUGGAUUUGCAGAAGGACAUGGUGGUGAUGCUUCUCUCUCUGCUUGAAGGCAAUGUGGUAAACGGCACCAUUGCCAAGCAGAUGGUGGACAUGCUGGUGGAGUCCUCAAGCAAUGUGGAGAUGAUCCUUAAGUUCUUUGACAUGUUCCUAAAGCUCAAGGACAUUGUGGCAUCUGAUGCCUUCAGGGACUAUGUGACUGACCCACGUGGACUAAUCUCCAAGAAGGAUUUCUCUAAGGCCAUGGACAGUCAGAAGCAGUACUCUCCGUCAGAAAUCCAGUUCCUCCUCUCCUGCUCAGAGGCUGAUGAAAAUGAGAUGAUCAACUUUGAGGAAUUUGCUGAUCGUUUCCAGGAGCCAGCCAAAGACAUUGGUUUCAAUAUUGCUGUUCUUCUCACUAACCUGUCGGAGCACGUGCCUCAUGAUACCCGCUUACAGAACUUCCUGGAGCAGGCAGAGAGUGUACUCAAUUACUUCCGUCCAUUCCUUGGCCGCAUAGAGAUCAUGGGAGCCAGCCGAAGGAUUGAGCGCAUCUACUUUGAAAUCAGCGAGGCCAACCGCAACCAGUGGGAAAUGCCACAGGUUAGAGAGUCCAAGCGACAGUUCAUCUUUGAUGUGGUGAACGAGGGCGGUGAGAGUGAGAAGAUGGAGAUGUUUGUGAACUUCUGCGAGGACACAAUCUUUGAGAUGAACAUUGCCGCAUCUAUCUCCGAGCCCGAGGGAGAUGGUGCUGAGGAGGAAGAUGACGAGGAAGAAGAGGAAGGUGGAGGAGAUGAAGUAGAGUCUGCAGAAGGUGAUGAAGGCAACGGCGAAGGGGAAGCUCCAGAGUCAACCUCCGCCUUUGCAGAAUUCGUGAACAGUGUGAUCAACUUCUUUAAUAUGUUCACCUUCCGUAACCUGCGCCGUCACUACCGCAAACUCAGGAAGAUGACGAUAAAGGAGAUGGUGAUCGGCCUGGUUACGUUUGUUUACACUGUUCUGAUGGGUAUCCUGAUAUUUGUCUAUAGUAUAUGUAAGGGCUUCUUCACAUUCAUAUGGAAAGUGCUGUUUGGUGGAGGCUUAGUAGAGGGCGCCAAAAAGAUGACUGUGACAGAGAUCCUUGCAAGUAUGCCCGAUCCAACACAGGACGAAGUUCACGGCGACGUUCCACCAGAACCAGGAGCCCGAGAAGUCCAGGACACAGACGGAGCGGCAGAACAUUUAGAUACUGGAGGAGGAGAAGAGGAAGAGGAGGGUGGGGAGGAAGGAGAAGGUGGACAUAUGCCUGGCUUCAGUGCUCCUGGUGGACUUGGUGAUUUUGGUGAGACAACUCCAGAAGAACCUCCAACUCCCGAGGGGACACCGUUGCUCAAGAGGAAACUGUUGGAAGCUGCAGUGGGAGGACAAGGAGAGGAGGAAACCGUUGAGCAUGAGCAUGAACAUGAAGAAGAAGCUCCUCAGGAGGCAGAGAAGGCAGACACUGAGAAUGGAGAGAAGGAAGAGAAGCCAGAACCUGAACCUGAAGUGAAAGUGGAACCACCCCAAGAAGAAGAGAAACCGACUGUGACAACCAAGGCAAAGAAGGAAAAGAAACCUGUUGAGGAGGGCUUUGAGCUGUGGAAUGAGCUGGAGAUCCAGAGAAUCAAAUUCAUGAACUACCUUUCUCGUAACUUCUACAACCUUCGGUUCCUUGCUCUGUUUAUUGCCUUCGCUCUCAAUUUCAUCCUGCUUUUCUACAAGGUGUCUGACACUCCCCCAGGUGAGGAGGACUACGAGGGUUCUGGUCUUUUUGAGGGCUCUGGCAUGUUUGAAGGCUCCGGUGCUGAGGAGGAAGGUUCUGGGUUAGAAGACGGAGGAGAAGAUGAUGAUGAAGAAGGUCCCAUGUACUACUUCUUAGAGGAGAGUACAGGUUACAUGGAACCAGCCAUGGCUUUCUUUGGUAUAAUUCACACCAUCAUCUCCUUCCUCUGCAUCAUUGGUUACAACUGCCUGAAGGUCCCUCUGGUUAUCUUCAAGAGAGAGAAAGAGCUGGCCAGGAAACUGGAGUUCGAUGGACUGUAUGUCACAGAGCAGCCGGAAGAUGAUGACAUUAAAGGCCAGUGGGACCGACUGGUGCUCAACACUCCCACUUUCCCCAACAAUUACUGGGACAAGUUUGUCAAAAGAAAGGUCCUGGAUAAAUACGGUGACAUCUACGGCAGAGAGAGAAUUGCAGAGCUGCUGGGUAUGGACCUGGCCUCUCUGGACGUCAGUGCCAUGACUCAUGGAAAGAAAGCAGAACCCGACACCUCCAUGUUCAGCUGGAUCACAUCCAUCGACGUCAAGUAUCAGAUCUGGAAGUUUGGUGUUGUGUUCACUGACAAUACCUUCCUCUACCUGGUCUGGUACAUGUUGAUGUCUCUGCUGGGACACUAUAACAACUUCUUCUUUGCUGCUCAUCUCCUGGACAUCGCCAUGGGUGUGAAAACCCUGCGCACCAUCCUGUCCUCUGUCACUCACAACGGCAAACAGCUGUUGAUGACGGUGGGUUUGUUGGCCGUAGUUGUGUACCUGUACACUGUGGUGGCCUUCAACUUCUUCCGCAAGUUCUACAAUAAGAGCGAGGAUGAGGACGAACCGGACAUGAAGUGUGACGACAUGAUGACAUGUUACCUGUUCCACAUGUACGUCGGUGUACGCGCUGGCGGUGGUAUUGGAGACGAAAUCGAGGACCCAGCUGGAGAUGAAUACGAGCUGUACCGAGUGGUCUUCGACAUCACCUUCUUCUUCUUUGUCAUUGUCAUCCUGCUGGCUAUCAUCCAGGGUCUAAUCAUUGAUGCCUUUGGUGAGCUGAGAGACCAGCAGGAACAGGUCAGAGAGGACAUGGAGACAAAGUGCUUCAUCUGUGGAAUAGGAAGUGACUACUUUGACACAACGCCGCAUGGAUUUGAGACUCACACUUUAGAAGAACAUAAUUUAGCCAACUACAUGUUCUUCCUAAUGUAUCUGAUUAACAAAGAUGAAACAGAACACACAGGCCAGGAGUCGUAUGUCUGGAAGAUGUACCAGGAACGAUGCUGGGACUUCUUCCCCGCCGGAGACUGCUUUAGGAAGCAGUAUGAGGAUCAGCUGGGAUAAUGUUCCACACGGUGCAUGGGCCUCAGAAUGAGGAGAGAAGAGAGUAGUAAAGAGAGGAGUGAAGUCCAGAGUGGUGAAGGUGUCACAAGGUCUUACUUUUGAUCGUUUUCCUGCACAUUUCUCUCCUCAGUUGAAGCUAUGCACGCUGUGACUGCACUAUAGUAACAACUGCAGCAAAAAGGUAAAGAGAUUAGUGGAGAGAAGCAGAGUCAAUUAUAUACUCAAUACGCAUAAACUCACUUAUGAAGCAAGUGGCCUUUUCUAUUCUCCAUGGAACACCACAGGUCAUGGCCUUGUUUGUGUAAAACGUCGUGCACAAAGGGCUCUUUGGAAAGAUCCUGCUGUCAACAUUUCAGUGCCUAUAGCAUCGUCACUGCUUUAGCAAUCAGAUAGUUUAGUUUUAUAGCUCUGAGCCUUGUAUUUAAGACUUUGUUUUAUUUGUAUUGUUUGAAUGGUUGGAGUCUUGUUUCCUUCGUUGCUGCUGCCUGUUAAAAUUUCAUUGAAGAUUUUUAUUGAAAGAAAGAGGGGGGAAGGGGGGAGGGGGAGUGAUUCAGCAGCUCACAGCUCAAUCUCUGGGAUCCUGGAGGGAGCAGUGAACAUCAGUCCCACCCUCACCAUGGAAUGUGUAUCAGAGACGUCUCUCUCUUUUGAGAAUUACUACUGCAGUGCCACUGCUGACCAGCAGGGGCUGGCUAAAAUGAACCUCUCUCCUCUUUAGACAUCCAUACUCCAACUCUUCUCCUGGAAUACAGGUCCAUUUGAUGUUUUAUCACAGUUCAUUUUGGUGCCUUUUUCUACAGUAUCAACUUACUGGCAGUUUUGAUGGUCCAUCUGACGUACGUUUUUUAUUUAGGAAAAAAAUAUAUAUAUAAAAGAUACUGAUUCGAUCUAGUGAGCUCUUGGAAAAAAGCGACUAAAAGUACAGUAAGGAAGCUCACUGAUCCAUGUACGUAAGGCUUUAUCAACAGCCGUGUGUGGGUGACCUUCACACACAGACACACUCACGCACACCUGACUCCUUCUCUUGCUCUGACAAUGUGUAGAAACCUAUGUACAAUCACACACAGAACCUCAGUCCUGUCAGAAACAGAAGUGACGAAUCACGGAGACACAGUUUGCACUUUGAAGUCUUACGAUGCAGCCCUGGACUUGGACAGUAUGUGGCCCACGUCAUCCGCCGGUGAUGUAAACACAUACAGUACCAGGGGGCGCUGCAGGUAUUUAUUAUUGUUUAUACGCGGCCCAGACUCUCUGGAGACGACUGUUGUAGCCCGUCCGCCGUGCCGUGACAAUUUGUGCACAAAUAGGUUUUCGUCGGUGCAUUUAAAUGAGUAAUGAUUGAGUUGAACUUUGGCCAAAGUGUCAACUGUGUGACUUCAUCAUGACGAGGCUGCUUAGAGGCCUUUUAAAUAAUAGACAUAUUUUACAUAAAUACAUAUAUUUAUUUAUUUUAUUUUGGGCUUCGGGGUAUUUGAAUGAACCAUGUUGUUUUGUGCCAUGCGUCCUCUACAGUGCUGAGAAGAGAACUGGUCUCACACUGAAGCCAACGCCCAGUUUGCAGUCAGAAUGCAGACAAUACUGCUUUUUGUCUUUGCUAGUUUUCAUUGUUUUUCGCCACUGAUGUUUUAGAGGAGUCCAGUGAACUUGUUGUUUUUGGUCCUUUGCGGUAAAAGCCACGUGUGAAGUAUUGAUCUCAGACGACUUCAGUUUUUGCAUUGCCUGGUUCGGCGACAAACAAACCCAGAAAUCUGUCUUGUUUUUUGAUGUAACUACUCGCUCUGGUCAGACGGUGAUCGCUGACGACUCUGAAGUGUGCAUGUGCAGCUGCUGAUGUAUGGAGCUGAAUGACCAUCAGUACGUUCACCUGACUGACUGUCCUCUGACUGAAUCCUGUGUUUCAAUACAGAAUAAACAGAGUAUUUUAAGGAG